AGUUGGUACUAUACUACAACACCACCGCCGUUGGUUCCAUCUUUCAGAUCAACAUGUGCGUCGAUGAGGUUGGCGAUGCAACUGUUUCAUGUUAUGUAGAUCAUUCCUGCAAAUUGUUUUGCUUUUAAAGAUGGGUAAAUUGAAUGUAUCUAUGCUACGAUACCUCUCGUCUGAGGAAUUCAGAGUUCUUACAGCGGUAAGGAAAGAUAAUUUUCCACGUUUAUCCUAAACAUAGUCUAUUUGACAAAAUGUUUGUAUUUCAAAGAAAGAAAUGUUGACAUUAGAAAAAACGAUCCAGUUAUUAAAAUAAAUCAGUGAUUCUAGCAUGCCUUUAUUUAGGUACUGUAAGAUUCUUGGGUUUAUAAUCAUACAGGAAUCACUAGAGAACAUUUUUAUCAAAAAGUGAAGUGUUAGUCUGUAAUAGUAUUAUCGUGACAUCCGUGUACAUUUCAACUUUGCUAAGCUGUGGAUGUCUAUGGUCUCUUGCAGUCGUCUUUAAGUUUGUUUUAAUGGGUCAAUAAACAAUAUGUUAUCGCAGGCACAUCUUUGUCGUAUUUUUUUUAACCAGUGGUCCUGCUGUAUGCUGCUCUGUUUAAGGUAUUUUUUUGGCAAGAAUGCACGAACACAUUCUCUUUCCUCUUAUUUUAGGUUGAAAUGGGUAUGAAGAAUCAUGAAUUGGUACCUUCCCCUCUUGUAGCUUCAAUUGCUGACCUAAAACACGGUGGCUCCCACAAAAUUCUACGUGAACUCACCAAACAUAAAUUGGUUUGUUAUGAAAAGUCUGGCCGUGGUAAGACGAAAUAAAAAUGUCUGUAGGAGAUAUUUGAAUUAAAAAAGUGAGCGAAUAGAAGUUGCGUAAAUGGUGCAUCAAAUCGAUAGGAAUUCUGGAGAGAACUGCUUUUAAUAUUUGAUUGUUUCAGUUCUGUCAAUUGAAGGUAAAGAUGUAAUUGUUUCAUUUCAUACUCCUCAGUGCUGAAGGGAUAAGAAGCAAACAUGAAAUUGGACAUUUACUAAACAAUCAAAACUGCCCUGUUUAUAUAUUUAAGCUUAACACCCAUUCAUAUUAAUUAUCUUAUUUGGCAAAAGGAAGUGUCUUCCAACAAGUUUUGUCUUGAGAAAGUAACUUAUUAUUAGUAUGUAUCAGUAAUGGUCUAAUUUGUGUUAGAAUUACUGUUUAACUUACUAAUGCUAGUGCUGAUUAUUUUCUGACAAAGUUGAAGGCUACAGACUUACAUUCAGUGGAUAUGACUACCUUGCUCUGAAGGCUUUGACAACAAGAGGAAGUGUCCAAUCAGUUGGCAAUCAAAUUGGUGUUGGAAAGGAGUCAGGUAUUUAAUGAUACUUCUUUUCUUCAUAUUACACCAAAUUUCAAGUUGCCAAAAGGGGUAAGCAAAUAAACUACUUUUUCCUCACUCAAUAUUACUGUAUUUCUUUGAUUAAGUGCUUCCUUCUUACAGAUGCCACCCAGAAUUAAAAGCCACAGAUGAACAAUGAACUAAGCUUAAUCAUGGGGUUAUUAUAAGUACUUCAGUGUUUUCAUCAUUUUAGUAUACCUUUAUCACUUUUGUUUAAAAUCUUGAAUGCUUCUACUUAAUUGAAGCAUAUAAGUCAGAAAAAAAUCAGUUUUUGUCAGACAAGAAAAUUAGAAUUCACUUCCUAAUAUGGAAUUAGUUCUGUUGAAUCUUCAUUUAAUCCAAAAUGAUCGAACUGUUAUAUCAUAAUAGGUUUUGUAGACAACAAGUGUGCAAUUGCAAUUUUUCGGUAUCAGACCCUAUGGAAAUGGGGAUGCCAUAACUUACAAACAGUCCAAAUACUUAAGAAGGCUGAUCAUAACUAUAUUGAGGAAAGGGUACCUUGGUUGAACAACUGCUACCUUACUUUUGUAACUUUUACAACUCCAUGUCAGAAAACUCAAAGUCAAUGGCAAUUGCAGGUUUUUUGUGCAAUUUUGUCACCUUCAAGCUGUCUUCAAUCUACAGGGGAUUGAAAUGUGUAAAUUUACCCAGAUGUUAAUUUUUUGUAAGGCAGUUAAAUAUUUUUUUAGUGGGUUAGGGUUACAUAGUAUACAUAUAGGUUUGUUAGAUUCAUUUUUUGUACAACUUAUAAAUAUACAUUUGGUCUUCUGUUAUUUGUAGAUAUUUUUAUCAUUGCUGAUGAAGAAGAGAACCAGCAUGCUCUCAAAUUACACAGGUUUGUGUGGAGAUGAUACAUAGUUUGGUUCCGCUCUGCAAGUCUUUUUUUAAGCAAUGAGGUUGACUGAGAUAUGCAAAACUAUUUGGACUCACUGGUAUUGGACAGGCUGACUGAAUAAAUGCUGUUGACGAGGCAAACCAAGAUGGCACGGUUUAGUGGAUUCCCUCAGAAUGUGGUGAAAUUUAUAUUGGCAAAACUUAAAAACCUAUGUAGUACAGAAUCAGGGAGCAUGACAGAGACAUUUGCCUCUUGGAGACCCAGACCAUGGCUGCUUCAGAAGAAGCCCACAACAAUGGACACUAAUUACUCAGGAACAAAGUAAAGUUUAAUGAUUGUGAUCCUCCUUGUUUAACUUAAUGGUGAAAGAGGCAAGCUACGCUGGACUUAACCCCAACAAUAUCAGCACAGACAGAAGAAUGUAUGCCAAUAGUCAAGAGACACAUCCAAAGAAGAGCUGUUGUUCAGCAGACCCUUGAAGGAACAUUUCCUAGAAAUUGGUCAAUCAAAGCUGUUGAAUACCAGUCAAUUAAAGCCAAAAAUAAUGGCCAUAGGGUGACACAUAUAAAGUAAACCUCGUUGGCUGAAAAACACCAGCAGUAUGUGGAUCAGUCGCUGAAAUGUCAUGGUCUUGUUAGAAAGGACAACUACAGGAGACAAACAAUGAGUUUGUUACCCAUGAACUUUUUGAACUACCGUUCUUGUCCACAAUCACUGUUGCAUUUUUUUAUCGCAUACACUUUUGGCUUUGUGUUGUUGAUAACUGUUCGCAGCAGCUUCUUCCCUACAGUUCUGUCUAUUUAGUAACAAUCAGAAAAUGAUGUUGGGUUCAAAUGUAACAUUAUUAUAGCCUAUAAAAAGGGAAUUAAUAAACACUCUUUUUAUUUUACUUAAUAUUUUAUUUUCAUUUAUCACUUAACUUCAUUAAUAGACUUGGACGAACAUCUUUUCGCAAGCUCAAGCAGAAGCGGGACUACUUGAAACAUCGUAAAAAUGUCUCAUGGCUUUAUCUGUCACGUUUAGCUGCCGUCAAAGAAUAUGCUUACAUGAAGGUACUGUGAGAAUAUAUCUUUUUAAUUUUUCAUACAGAGUUGAUAGAUUGUUUAUUCCUUUCCAAAAAAAAGAGCAGUUGGAGAACUAACCAAUACUUUUCAUUUGGAGUUAUUUAGGUCAGAUAAUUUGCUGAGCUAUUGUGAAAACAAAUCUGGAACCAAUUUGAUCUGUGAAAAUGUUGUAAUCAUGUUAAUUUUUGUUCUAUUAUUAGGCCCUUCAUGACAAUGGAUAUCCUGUUCCAAGACCAAUUGAUUUUAAUCGUCAUGCUGUAGUUAUGGAACUUGUUGAUGGACACCCACUGUGAGUUGUAGUUUUUAAACUUGCUGUGAGUCAAGUUCAGUCCUGUCCUUAACUGUAGUUUUUUUGUAACUCUGGUUAUUCCUUCCUGUGAAAUAACCUACAAAUGAGUGUGUCCUUACUUUGUGGAAUUUCAAAAUGAUGAUAUUUUAAUGGGGAUGACUCUCUGUAUUUAGUUUACAGCUGCUUCAGAUGUGCAGUUUUGAAUGUCAGGGGGUAGCAUACACUGUAUUAUCUUGUGAUGAUAUCCCAGAUUACUUUACCUUCCUCAGGUGUCAAGUUCAUGAUGUUUCUGAUCCGUCAGAGUUAUACAGUGACUUAAUGGAGUUGAUUGUACGACUUGGAAGCUUUGGUCUGAUUCACUGUGAUUUUAAUGAAUUCAACUUAAUCAUCAAUGACAGAGACCAAGUAACAGUUAUUGAUUUUCCACAGAUGGUGUCAAUAUCCCAUCCAAAUGCACAGUGGUAAGCCAUUUCACAGUUUUGUGCAUAUACACACACACAAAACCCACAAUUCCUCCAUUUGCUCUGACAAAGGGCUGACGCUUAAAAUGUCAGCCUUAAAACUCUUAACUGUGGCCAGUUUACAGUAUCAGCUCAGUUGAUAAUAUCAAAUUGCCUUGUUAUACUCUCCCACAGAUGCAGCACCACAGUUUCUUUAGUAAGUAAGGUUGUAAGGGCUAGGUUAAAAAAAAAAGGUCACCAAAAUCUUAGCGUUACCUAAUAAGUUAUUAAUUAUUAGGGUUAGAAAUGAAAGUACUUCAGAUCAUUCUUAUUCUUGAAUGUCACCAAUAAUUGAUUUUAUUAAUUUGUCUCUUUGGGAAACCACCCUCAGUCAAGCACUCAGAUAAAGCUAAAUUAUUUGCUAGUUAGGUAUCAUUGUGUUUUAGUGUAUGAGGCUAUGAUGAUGUACCCACUGGUAUUCUCUUGUCAUCAUUUUGGUUUUGGUGAAAUGACAGGCAAAUGAAAAGCUACAUGUACAUAAAUUGUAAAUCAAACUCAAGAGUUUGUUAACAGGGAUUGCAUGUUUCCUGACUUUUAUCAACUGGUGAUUAAUUAUAAAAACCUUUGUGCUGUGUAAUAAUAAUAAAAUGUAAGGUGGAGGAUGAUGAAAAAUAAUCAAGAGAUAAAAAAUAAAAGAAACUUGCAUAGUAUAGAGUAACGACAAAGCAUUACAAACUUCAUUUAGUCUUUUUUUCUUCCUUGUUCAAGGUAUUUUGACAGAGAUGUACAGUGCAUUAGAGAUUUCUUUUUUCGGAGAUUUUCUUAUUCAAGUGAACUCUAUCCUCAGUUUGCUGACAUAAAGUAAGUUAAAAAAGUUGAGCUAGAAUGUUAUGAGAACAGUUAAAUGAACAGUGACUCACUUGGAAUAAUGCUGAGCUUCUCUGGAAGACUGUUGUGUGCUAUUUAUAGUAAGUUUUCAAUAUUUCAUUAGGUUCUAACUUUCUCCCCACAGACGACUCCAUAACUUGGAUGUUGAAGUGGAAGCCAGUGGUUUUACAAGAGACAUGUCUGAUUCAUUUGAUGAGGUAUGUCAUAACACCACCCAAUGCUGGAUGGGGGUGAAGGGGAAGGGGGGGGGAGCAGGCUCUCACGAAAACCUUUUCUUACUUUUAAGGUGGCUGGAUGUAAUACUUAAAGUGUAUUAGAUAGCACUCUUAUUGGACUGAGGAAGAUGUUAGGGAAAGGUAUUAUUUCUAGUAUUAGAUAGCACUCUUAUUGGACUGAGGAAGAUGUUUGGGAAACGUAUUAUAUCUGGUAUUAGAUAGUACUCCUAUAGACUGAGGAAGAUGUCUGGGAAACGUAUUAUUUCUUUCUAAUGUCAUUUGAUGGAAAAGCUGAUUGAUUUGUUCGAUAUGCGACGAGGCUUUGCACACUGCUUUUCACGAAUUUAAGGAAACUCUCAAGCAUGUUUUCCAACAAGUUCAAGCUUAGUCAUAUUUAGAAUAAAUAAACAGGGAUACGUUUCCUCCUUGACGAUUCGCAUUUACAAUGGGAACACCAAUACUUUAUAUUCAGACACAGAACCUCUAUAUACCACAGGCUACAGCUGACUUCAACGCUUGUGAGGGUGGCAGUGUUAGGAAAGCAGAUAAUGAAGAGAAAAAUACAUCAGAUGAACAAGACGAAAGUGACAACGAUGACAUAGCUGAGCAAAGCUUGGAAGGUUGGUGGGAUCUAUAGUCAAUACAGGUGUGAAAGUAGGUUGGAAGGGCAUUUGUAUGUGUUACCUUCGAAAUAGUGCCUUAAAAUAAAUCACAUGUAAAAUGUCCAACAGUUGGUGGCAAACGUGCCUACUUAUCACAAUAUAUUGAAUGCCUUUCAUUUCCCUUUUUUCUACUUUAAGAUAACUCAGUGGAAACUCGGGGACCCGAACAUGACCUCUCCAACGAGCAAGACUCGAAAACGAGCAAAGAAAUCCCAAAAAAAGAACAGAGCGAGGACUGGGAUUUAAAAGAGCUGAGUAAUCAAAACAAACUAUAUUGGCCUUACCGUGAUACAAAGAGUCACGUGGUGGGCAAUAGCCCGGAUGAUGAUGCUAGCAACCAAUCGAAACCCUUGACUGCGUCACCAAUAGAUUCCAAAGAAAUAAGAACCAGAGUAAAAAAGAGUUUAGAAAAGAAACAGAGAGAGAUGCGGAGGAGAAAACGAGGCGAAUCUUCGGCAGUUACUCGAUCAAGGAGGGAAAAUAGAGAAGCUGUCAAUCAUGGAGCACAGGCCUGGAAUGACGGCUGGUGA
Messenger RNA from Pocillopora meandrina, 6278 nucleotides. Lineage: Eukaryota; Metazoa; Cnidaria; Anthozoa; Scleractinia; Pocilloporidae. The record is from the annotation of a GenBank genome assembly.